Messenger RNA from Caenorhabditis remanei, 1005 nucleotides. RefSeq lists its product as uncharacterized. Lineage: Eukaryota; Metazoa; Nematoda; Chromadorea; Rhabditida; Rhabditidae. The transcript is spliced from 3 exons. The record is from RefSeq and is a predicted model, not a curated record. Gene Ontology annotation, molecular function: protein binding. Gene Ontology annotation, biological process: innate immune response. The coding region runs from base 1 to 1005 and encodes 334 amino acids.
AUGCCGCUUACGAUUAUCGAGAAAAUAGUGGAGAAUUCUGACUUCAAAGAGCAAUUAAUCCUUCGAAAAGUGUCUCGUGAUCUUCGAGAGAUCGUUGACGGUCAGAAAAUUUCAUGCGAAUCGAUUCAAGUUGUUUGGCAAACGGACCAUGUCAAGUGUCGAUUCGAUAAUCAGACAGUCUUGUAUUCAAAGAAAACGAAUAUCAAAUGCAACGAUGAGAAUGUUAUCCGUGUAGUUGAUAACGAUUACAUGAGAAUAGCAUUCACCGACUGGACAUUUCCUCUGAAGAAUCCAAAAUUAAAAUUGAAAUCGUUCAUUUUUGAGUGCUGUGGUCCCGAUAAGAGAACUGGAAAUUCGAAAAAAGCUGUUUUGACGAAAAAAUACUUUGAUCAAUUCGAAGCAUUUCUCAAGUCUUUGAAUCACAAAAUCUCUGUCGAGAAACUAGAAAUCAUUUCAAACAACCCGGAGCUCUACCAAAUCAUGUCGGUUCUUCCAUAUCUGAAACCAGGCGUCCUGAAGUCUAUUAGAGUACCUGGUUAUGAUUUAAACAAAGAAGAUCUCGAUUUGACGGAUAUCGUUCAAAUAAAUUCUGAUUAUAUGUAUAGAAGAGCUCAGUCUUUGCUGGCGGCUAUCGAGAAAAUAGUUGAAUGUGAUCAAUGGAAACAAGCAGAAGAAUUGCAUCUCAAACACAAUUGGGAUUAUAUUCCAGAUCAACAUCUUGCUCAUUUCAAGAAAUUCCAUAUAACCGAUGUUUUCACUACUUCGGACAAAAUGAUUCAUUUGAGAAAGAUCUUCUCUGAGUCUGAGAACUUCGAAUCAUGCUCUAUCACAUCCACUAAUGGUUACGACUUCUCCAUAAAUCUCGAUGCGAUCGGUCAAUCAAUCAAGACAGCGGGAAUGCAUGUUCUCAUAUAUCACUAUAGAAUUCCCAAUUCGAACAAGUUCUUGGAGUUUAAAGCUUAUUAUCGUAUAGAGUCAAUCAAUAUCGUAAAGAAGAACUUAUAA